AUAAAAUGGACGAAGAUGUCGGUUUAGAGGCAACAAAUUAUUCUCGUGGAGACGAAUCCCGAUCGGAGGAACAGGAGAAAAAUGUCGUUCGAUGGCGUAUUGUACAACAAUCUACGGGACCCAAUCCGAAACCGAGACAUGGACAUCGAGCGGUUGUUUUAAAAGAAUUGAUUGUGAUUUUUGGAGGUGGAAACGAAGGAAUGAUAGAUGAACUUCAUGCGUACAAUACACAAAAGCGUGAAUGGACCGCACCGCAAUGUUGUGGAGAUGUUCCAACUCCAGCAGCAGCUUUUGGUGCUAUUUCCCUAGGCAAUAAGAUUUAUAGAUUCGGUGGAAUGACUGAAUACGGGAAGUACACCAAUGAUUUAUACGAACUACAGUCAACACGUUGGGAAUGGCGUCGAUUGAAUCCAAGAGUCCACUCAAACGGCCAUUUACCAUGCCCACGUAUUGGACAUAGCUUCGUCGUUUCUCAAAAAUCACAAAAAGCCUAUGUUUUUGGUGGUUUAUCGAAUGAUCUGAAUGAUCCCAAAAGAAAUGUUCCACACUACUUGGAUGAUCUAUAUGUUAUCAACCUUUCUGGACCUCAACAUUUAAUUUGGGAAAAACUGAACGCCACUGGACCCGGACCAAUUUCAAGAGAAUCACACACUGCAGUCAUUUACGAAAAGGAUUCAAUUUCUCGAAUGGUUGUAUAUGGCGGAAUGAAUGGUGUAAGACUCGGAGAUCUUUGGUACUUGAAUCUGAACACUCUCCAUUGGACUGAAAUAAAGUUUGAUGAUCCACGUACUGGCAUUCCUCCAAUGCCGAGAUCUCUUCAUAGUUCUGUAUUGAUUGGAGACAAAAUGUUUGUAUAUGGAGGAUGGGUUCCACUUCUUGAGCACGCAAGUACUGAGCAACAAACUGAGAAAGAGUGGAAGUGUACGAGCUCUCUCGGAUGUUGGAAUAUUACUGAAGACCGCUGGGUUCCACUUCAUCUCUACUGUUCCGAUGAAGAUACUAUUCCACGUGGUAGAGCUGGACACUGUGCUGCUGCAGUGGGAGAUCGUAUGUAUAUUUGGUCGGGCAGAGAUGGAUAUCGGAAGGCUUGGAGUAACCAAGUCUGUUGUCGUGACAUGUGGCUUCUGGAUACUAUUUUACCUGAACAACCAGGAAAAGUUCAACUUGGACGUGCAGGAUUCAAUUCUCUUGAGAUAUCAUGGCCAAUAGUUCAAGGAGCGUCAGGAUAUUUCUUACAAAUUGGAUUCGGAGAUGCUAAAGAGCAGUCUGUAUCGCCGAUUAAACGUGCCACAACAUCUCCUCGCAAGCAACCAUCCAUUGUUCCUCCAUCACAAAAAGAAACAGAACAGUCUCCAAAGAAACCACAAGGAACAGCCCCUUCGAUAAUCUCAACUCAGGGAACAACUUACACAGCACCGGCGGAUCCAAAACCAGCCACUGACGAAGGCGGAUUGCCACAAGAUUUAUUUGAAGACACUGAAAAGAAUGAGACUGCCUCUCCAAAAAGAUCAAAUGAUGCUCAGAGUGCAGACUCGAGUACGUGUGAGCAGAAAAAAACUGAUGAAUCUGGAUUGGAGGAAGACUCUGAAAAAGAUCAAAAACCUUCAGACGCUGGAGAAACAGAUGAGAUGAAAGAAGAGAAUGGUGAUGAUGAUUUGCCAUGGUUUGAUGUUGGAAUCAUAGAUAAAGCAACAAUCAACGUCACUCAUUACUUCAAUGAUCGACAGCAAUCCCUCGAAAAGCAACUGAAUGAUUUGAUUGAUCAUAAUGCCUUUAAAUGUGUCAACGAUUCUGUAUUCACUACUGAGGACAAAAUUCCACUGAUCAAUGGGCAAUCUUACCGAUUCCGUGUUUCAGCAAUCAAUGGCUUAGGAAAAGGAGCAUGGAGUGAGACUGCAUCGUGCAAGACAUGCGUCCCGGGAUAUCCAAGUGCUCCAUCAUCGAUUCGAAUUACCAAGUCACACGAAGGCGCACAACUCACCUGGGAGCCUCCAUCAAACACGAAUAUUUCUGGAAAGAUAAUUGAGUACAGCGUUUACUUGGCCGUUAAGAAUCAAUCUGCAAAUUCGGCUGAUAGUCAACUCGCUUUUAUGAGAGUUUACUGUGGACCGCAAGCUGACUGCCAGGUUCUACAAUCAAACCUGGGAACGGCUUUUGUUGAUCAGACCAACAAACCAGCUAUCAUUUUCCGAAUUGCUGCAAGAAAUGAAAAGGGAUAUGGCCCGGCUACUCAAGUUAGAUGGCUGCAGGAUCAGCAAAAAAUUCCAGUCAGAACAAAUUAUCCGAAUAACUCUGGAUUCAUCUACCAACAACACGGUGGUCAGCAAAAGAGAGCUCGUUUCGAUCAUCAGUAAACCAUGGGAUGGACUGAUCGUUUUCUUAUUUAUGAUUUUAAAUCUCAAUCAACAGAUACUCAUUAUAAUAUUGCUUACCGUUUAUGAUGUUUCUUCUUCCGCUUUCAUUACAAUGUAAUCCGCUUUGUGGUCAUCCUGAAAAUGGACAACUGGAACCAGAAAUUUCUUCACUUUUAUAUGCUUUUGAGUUGAACGGAUCAAAUCAUUCACUACCUUUUCCAACUUUGCCGCCUUAAAUAAUUGUCAUUUUUUGAAUAACUAUUCUCCGAAUUCCCUUAAAUCUUUUCUGUACUCUUACAAUUACUUUUUAUGUGUUGUUCACACCGCCACAUGGAACCAACGUGCACAACACAUAAUCAUUAUUUAUUCUUCAUUUAUCAUUCCUUCAAUGUUCUUGAUAAUACUCUUUAAAAAGCUGAAUAAAAUGCAUGGAGUG
Molecule: messenger RNA, 2790 nt
Organism: Caenorhabditis elegans
Lineage: Eukaryota; Metazoa; Nematoda; Chromadorea; Rhabditida; Rhabditidae
Gene: hcf-1
Product: Host cell factor homolog hcf-1
Exons: 7
Coding region: 6-2354 (782 amino acids)
Cellular component (GO): nucleus
Source: RefSeq, marked reviewed